AUGGGAGCCGGUGAGAGCAGCAUGGCACUUGAGAAGCACCUCUUCGAUCUGAAAUUCGCCGCGAAGCAGCUGGAAAAGAAUGCUCAAAGAUGUGAGAAGGAGGAGAAGGUGGAGAAGGAUAAGCUCACCGCAGCCAUCAAGAAAGGCAACAAAGAGGUCGCCCAAGUGCACGCUGAAAACGCGAUUCGCAAGAAGAACGAGGCGGUGAACUAUAUCAAAAUGGCCGCCCGUAUCGAUGCAGUGGCCGCCCGUGUCCAAACAGCAGCCACUCAAAAAGAGUUACAGCGAGUAUGA
This is a messenger RNA of Caenorhabditis remanei, 294 nucleotides long. RefSeq lists its product as uncharacterized. Gene Ontology annotation, cellular component: multivesicular body; ESCRT III complex. Lineage: Eukaryota; Metazoa; Nematoda; Chromadorea; Rhabditida; Rhabditidae. The record is from RefSeq and is a predicted model, not a curated record. Gene Ontology annotation, biological process: late endosome to vacuole transport; protein transport; endosome transport via multivesicular body sorting pathway. The coding region runs from base 1 to 294 and encodes 97 amino acids. The transcript has 3 exons.